CGCGCAGGACGUGUUGACGUCGCACGUGAUGGCACGUUCCGCGAGGUCUGCGAGGAGUAGCGCAGAGGCUCAUGGUUACACGUGAUUGGAAGUGGGAGUAGUUGGACCUUUAGGCCGCUGGUCUUUCAUUUCCGGGUGGGAGGCAGCUGGUGGAGGCGGAGGCUGCAGCCCAGAAGGCCAGGAGGGGCUUGGGGGAGAUAGCGACUCAGCGCGGACGGCAAGGAGGCAGCCUGCACCUGGCAUCUGCACCUGCACCUGCGUGACAUGCACGGCAGCCUCCUCCGGACUGGACACCUCCUGGAGAGCAGGUGGAGACUAUCUCAGAAUAUUUCUCCUCUUGAUGGUGUUUUUGCCCUGAUAUUGAAAGCCACUCACUCUAACUGAAGAAAGUAAUAUGUGUGGUGAAAGAAUUAAAAAUUUGGGAUACAGAAAAUAGAUUGCCUGUUUCGAGGUGGAAGAAUCUAUCAGAAGAUACGCAGCUGCUCAAAAACCCUUACUGACAGUGAUGACUACAAACUUGAGGAACAAUAUUGGAAGGGAUCCAGAAAGUCAUCAUGGACCUUAUGGAUGAGUUUAAAGAUGAAUUCCCUACCAUCCUAAGAUUAUCACAGUCUAAUCAGAAAAGAGAACCCAUGCAGAAAACGUCCAGAAUCAGAAUGGCUGUCGCCUUAGCAAGGAUCAACCGAGGAACAUUGAUUCAAGGAUUAAACACCAUAUCCAGAUCCUCCAAAUCAGUGGCCAAACUUCUGCAUCCCCAGCUUGCUUGUAGACUUCUAGAGUUAAGGGACAUAUCACAUCGUUUGCUGAGGGAAGUUAAUGCACCAAAACAACCUCUCUAUAACGUGCAGGUCAGAAGGGGUUCUUUGUUUGAAAUCAUUUCUUUUCCGGCAAAGACUGCUUUAACUAGCAUAAUAUGUGCUUCAUAUGCAGCACUAAUUUAUCUGACCAUCUGUGUUAAUGCUGUGUUGGAGAAGGUAAAGAAAAUUUUCCAAGAAGAAGAAUCCAUAAGGCAAAAGAGAGAAGAGAGUGAAAAUCUUAGAAAAGCCUUUUCUGAGCCUGUGCUUUCUGAGCCUGCCUUUCCUGAAGGUGAAAUCAAAGCAAAACCUUACAGGUCAUUACCGGAGAAACCAGACAAUAUUGCAGAUCGCCCCAAACUUCCUGCUAAUAAGUUGAAUAAUAAGAUCCAGGUUUUACAUUCUGUGUUUGACCAAUCAGCUGAAAUGAAUGAAUGAGCAAAUUGGAACAUAAGUAUUACUGAGUGGAGCUUGAGAGUUAUUAUCUAAUCGCAUUUCAUCUCACAAAACCAGGAAACUAGUUUUCAUAUAUUGACUGCUCUGCUUUAAAA
Molecule: messenger RNA, 1345 nt
Organism: Lontra canadensis (Northern American river otter)
Lineage: Eukaryota; Metazoa; Chordata; Mammalia; Carnivora; Mustelidae
Gene: SPATA9
Product: spermatogenesis associated 9
Exons: 7
Coding region: 555-1232 (225 amino acids)
Source: RefSeq, a predicted model, not a curated record